AUGAGUGCUCAGAUAUUAAAUGAAGGAGAAGGGACGCGAGGUAGAGUGACUGGUGUCGAUGCAAGAGGCCAAGCAUCCUUUGUCGAGGCAAAGGGGCUAGUUAGCACCGAAGAGGAAGGGAUCCAACAUGGCAGGGUGACCCAAGAUGGUGAGGAAGCCCAACUACAUGCCGAAAGCCAGGCGAUCCAAGUGGGUGCCGCUGGUGGCGAAGCGCCAUGGACGCUAGGGAACCCUGCUUGUCACGGUGGAGGAGCGUUGGGUGAUGGGCACUGGUGGUGGAGCCCGCAGGUGGUGGCGUUAGAGCCAAGCAAUGUCCAUGGUGGGUGUUACUCACGGAACCUUAGAGCUUGGGCACAGGGCUAUGGUGGGUGA
This is a messenger RNA of Ilex paraguariensis (yerba mate), 372 nucleotides long. Lineage: Eukaryota; Viridiplantae; Streptophyta; Magnoliopsida; Aquifoliales; Aquifoliaceae. The record is from the annotation of a GenBank genome assembly.